Messenger RNA from Drosophila elegans, 587 nucleotides. RefSeq names its product DNA polymerase epsilon subunit 3 (gene Chrac-14). Lineage: Eukaryota; Metazoa; Arthropoda; Insecta; Diptera; Drosophilidae. Gene Ontology annotation, cellular component: epsilon DNA polymerase complex; CHRAC. The record is from RefSeq and is a predicted model, not a curated record. The transcript has a single exon. Bases 77 to 466 code for a protein of 129 amino acids. Gene Ontology annotation, molecular function: chromatin DNA binding; protein heterodimerization activity. Gene Ontology annotation, biological process: DNA damage response; heterochromatin formation; leading strand elongation.
CUGUUUUCAUUACGCGGGAAUCAACGACGCCGCCACCACGGUAAAUAAGCAAUACUUAUUAAUCAAACGCAGUAAAAUGGUCGAGCGCAUUGAGGAUCUCAACCUACCGAAUUCCGUGAUCGCACGGCUCAUCAAGGAGUCCCUGCCGGAGUCGGCCAGCGUCAGCAAGGAGGCGCGAGCAGCGAUUGCACGGGCAGCAUCCGUGUUUGCCAUUUUCGUGACCUCCUCAUCAACGGCUUUGGCACACAAACAAAACCACAAGACCAUUACCGCCAAGGAUAUUCUGCAGACCCUCGGCGAGCUGGACUUUGAGAGCUUUGUGCCCUCGUUAACGGAGGACCUGGAGAUCUAUCGCAAAAUGGUGAAGGACAAAAAGGAGAGCAAGGCCAGCAAGAAGGAUACGAGUACUACCGCCGAAAAUGCCAAUGCCAGCACCACUGCAGCUACCGAGGAUGCCACCGAGUGAUCCUGUCUAUCCGAAACAAUUAUCUACUAUUAUUAACUAACUAUUACUAUCCUCUUUAGUCCUUAAGCAUAAUGUUAGUAUUAUCAUAAAUGGCACACAAUAAACACUGCAUUUUUGAGUA